Caenorhabditis bovis is the source of this 951-nucleotide messenger RNA. The record is from the annotation of a GenBank genome assembly. NCBI's taxonomy places the organism in Eukaryota, Metazoa, Nematoda, Chromadorea, Rhabditida, Rhabditidae.
AUGGUGGAUGUGUAUCAAGAAGUCGUCGACAAAUUGUGCCAAAUCCAUUCAGAUGACGUCGAAAAGUGUGCGGAAAUCCUGGAAAUUCUAGCGAUCGAAGAUGCGAAAUGCGGGGGAAGAGUGAAUUCUGCAAUGUGGAGAAUGAUGAAGAACCUCAUCGCCUUUGAUCGGCCAUUCAAGUCUUAUUCCGAGAAGAUCGUUCUGUCAGCCGAGAAAAUGCCGCCUCGACCAGCAGCGCCGUUGGGCCAAACUAUGGAUGUAGUCCCGAAAAAGAGACAAAGGAUAGAUGAAGAGCCGGAACGGCUACCUGUGGAUGGAGAUAUAGUAUCUCAAAUACGCCGAUACGCGUGGUUUUUCACAAGAGGAGACAGUUUGAAGAGAUCUGCAAUCCCUGUGACGAAGAAUAUUGCGAUUACUGUCCGCCACGAAGCGAAUAAUACGAUUUCAAUAGGAGAUUCAAUCGCACUGACGUCAUAUCAAAACCAUGAAGUGGUAGUCGAUACGUCGGUAAUUCUCAUCGACGAAUCUCUCGAUUUUGUCGCCCUUCAAUCAAAGGCCGUCGAGUUCUGCGAUCGCGAUUUAUUGUUGGAUGCAGUCAAUCCUAUCAGAGGAAUGAAGUAUCUGUUGAUGGGCUACUCUGUAAUACACGGAAGCACUUCGCACAUUUCAUUCAGCACGGGAAUUAUAUCGAGUGAUAUAACCCCAAGAUGUCGAUAUUUGGGAUCGAGCCGUGUCUUCAAAGGCGACAGGGGAGGAAGUUGCUGGGACGAUGCCGGAAGAUUUAUCGGGAUGCAGGUGGAGGCUGAGGUGGUUCCUCACACAAGGGACAAUAAUGGCCGUCCAGGAUCACCGGCAACGGGUGGACGAUGUGGUAUCAUCCCGAUCACUUGCAUUCGAACAAGACUCUUGGAUUUCCUUCCGCCUCAAGAAGAUGUCGAUUUGAAUGAAUAA